CCGCCAGUUUAUGUCUGGCAGUCAGUGGGUGAGGUCCGUGAUGCCCCGCUGGCCCGCUCUCUCAGCUCUCCCGCUCCUCUUGCUCCUGGUAGGGGCAGCGGGGGAGACCAGCGCUUAUUUUGCUGACUGGGGAGUGAUAGGAGGGCGGCCGCAGGAGCCUACUUGUGUGGACAUUCCGCAGAAUAUGCCGCUAUGUUCGGGGAUAGACUACAACAAGAUGCGGCUGCCCAACCUACUGGAGCACGAUACCCUGAAGGAGGCGCAGCAGCAGGCAGGGUACUGGGUGCCUCUUCUGAACCUGCGAUGUCACCCCAAUACGCAGCUGUUCCUGUGCUCACUGUUCACGCCAGUGUGCCUGGAGAGCCCCAUCUACCCGUGCCGCAGCUUGUGUGAGGCGGUGCGUAGCGGCUGCGAGAGCCGCAUGCAGACUUACAGCUUCCCUUGGCCCGAAAUGCUGAACUGUGACAAGUUUCCUCUAGACAACGACAUGUGCAUCACUGUGCAGCACACGGGCACCCCAGGACCAGAAAUUGUGCAAGAUGGAGAGUGUCCAGCAUGCAGCCCUGUGGAGACGUAUGAGAAUAUUCUGGACAACUACUGCAGGGCUGACCUAGUCGUUAAAACACGGGUGAAGAAACAGCGCAGAUCACAGCUGGUGGUGAAGAAGUCUCGACGUGUGUACAAGAGCAAGCCUUUGGAGGAAGACAGAAGAGCUAUAAGACGCCUUCGUUUUUCCCUGACAGAGGAAGCCAACUGUUGCACCAUCCCCGCCUCUAGGAAGCCUUACCUCAUAAUGGCUCGCCGCGAAGGAGCAGUAUUUAUACCUACGUUCGUCAUGCCCUUCAAGAAAUCAAAGCCAUUGCGCAAAGCUCUAAAGGUGUUCCGACAUGGCCUGAACUGCUCUGAUCCCAACCUGAUCACAAGUAACCUGGAACCGACAUCACUACCCGGGGAGAGCCAACAAAACCCACGCCAAAGUGGCCGUCGUAAAGGCCGCAGCAAGAAGUGCCUCAAGGAAUGUCGCAAAACCUGCAACAAAAGAUGCAGGAAGAAUCGUGGUGACAUUUGCAAGAAAAACUGCAACAAAAACUGCCGCAAGAAUUGUCGCUCGAACCAAAAUUCUCGAGGCCGAAAUAGGAAAGGUGGUUCAAAUCAGAAUCGGUCUCGUCCUAAUGGUAACCAGAGACCUAUUCCUGGUGUUCUGUCUCCCGAUGACAUUGCCAGUGAAAUAUCCAAUUUUGUCCCAGCCAAUUUUGAUCAUCCAAUAUCAAGCCAGGAAGGCAACCCAAAUAUCCAAGAGGCAGCGCAUGGAGAAGAAGAAUAAAUGAAUUUUCAGAAGAAGCGAGAAGCCAUGAGAUAUAUACUUCGGUUGUGGGGAGAGAUGCAGCAGUGAAGACUAGGCUGGGUCACACCAUACAACCAGUGGUGCUCAAGCUCACAGUCUGUUACUUAAGACAAUGAUAAGGCAAGAAGCGCAAGUACAUUUCUGUUGUGUGUAAUUUUAUAUUAAUGUUCUAAGAGUAAUUAUUAUAAUACUUCAGUAAGAGGCUUGUGUGGACAUUUGUGUUGCUGAAGUCCUCCCAGUUAAGGUCAUUCAUUCAUCAUUGUACUGCAUCUAUACUGUACUUUAUGCGAGAUGAAAAACCUACAUUUUCGAGAAUUAGAAAAUGAAGUUGUGACACACACACACACACACACACACACACACACACACACACACACACACACACUUAACAAAAAUUUUGGAAGAAUUGGUCCAAAGUUUUGAUCAGUGUAGUCAAUAUGUCAUUAAGAAUUGACCCGGUAUACAGUAAUUAUGUUCCCUUUUCAUUAGUUUGUACUAAUAGAAAGAUACCUGCAACACAUACUAGACAACACAAUAUGAUAAUGUAUUAAUGGAAGUAUUCAGAAGUUUAUAUAAUAGAUACUGUGCCAUACCUUAUUAUCUUUACUCUUUUAGUAUAAAACAUAAUUUAUAUAAUAGGGAUAUGGCUGAAUAUACAUUUUGCAAGUUUGUUAAUUCCGAAGUCUGUAUAGAAAUUAAUGAAUAAACAAAUGACUGAUAUAGCAAGUGCAAAUGUCAGUGAUAUAUACUGUUUAUGAUAAGUAAAUCAAUACAUGUACAUACUGAGGUACAGGUAAAGGGACCUCUUAUACUUCAAGACGAAAAUUCAUUCUUGCAUAUAUCAUUAAUAAAGAAAUUUCACUCAUAAUUAGUAAUUCCUGUCAUACAUUAAUUACAUUCGAGUCAACAGUACAGAGUUAAGCAUCUUGGGUUCUCAUACUCAUGUUACAGCGCAUUAAUACAGGUUGUUCAGUAAAUCACGAGGCAUUGCUUCAAUCUACACUUAGUUAAUGAAUUACUAUGGUACUGUACCAUCUGACUCUGUCUCUACUGUGAUGCCAGAGGAUUUAGCUAUGAUUUAUUGACUGUAUAUGGACUGGUAUAUUCUCUGACAUCUACAUAAACUAGAAUUUGAUAGUUUUUUUUUUUAGGCAGGUGUAUACAGUACGCUGGUCUUGUGAUAGUUGUACACACAGUAGACAUUUGUUAGGUACAGUAAUAGUUUAGAUGGAGCAAGACUACAGCUGCUGGGAUAUAGAGCACAUCAUACAUUAAUAUACAUGAUAGGCUAUGUAUACAUCAUCCCCCCCCAGAUAAUAUCCAAUAGAUGAAAUCCUUAUAAACUCCCCGUAAACCAUUAUUGGAACAUUAACCAUUGUUGUAGUUCAUGUAGUGCUUCUGUGAGUACAAUACUGUUUAUAAUGCACACUCAAUGGCUUAUGCACAACUGAGCACAAUAAUAUUUAUAAAAUAUUUGCAUUUAUAUUUUAACAAGUUGAGGUAAGAUUAAUAUUUACAAGACACAUAGAAGUAACUAUAAGGAGGAUUGAGAAAGGGGGUUAAUCUUGUUUAGGUAACACUCAAGUCUCCUUUACUGUGCACUGGUUUACUCACAAGGAAUUCUCUCUUUAUUUUUAACAUAUUAAAUGAUUAAUAUAUAGACUAAUGUACCAAAGAAAAUUUUAAUGUUGUCUGAGAAAUUAACAAACAGACAAAAAAAACAAGAUUUAAUUCAUUAUAUUAUAAACAUUAUCAAGAAAUAUUCAGUUCAAAGUGUAAACAAGUAUUUUUUUUCGACUUAAACUUUACUCUGGGGUUUAAAUUUGAACAUGUAUUGUAAUAUUCAUGGAUAAGAGUUUCUUCAAGAUGUUAAUACAGUAUUUCCUUCGAGUAAAUACAGUGAGUGAUUUUCUCAAGGUCAGUUGAAUGGAAAAUAAUAAGCCAUUGUUUUCUUCAGUUGGUGUACUAUACAACGGUCAUGUUAGAGAUAAAGGGAUAUAUUUUCAGUUACUUAUAAGACCAUGAGAUGUUUAUUAACCAAUGAUUUCUUGCUGACUGUCUCAAAAAAAUAAAGAAAGUAUUUUAUGAUGACCAAUCAAGUGAGAAACUCCUAAGAAAAUCUACCCAAUGCUUUUAAGACUGUACAGGAUAUGUUGUCAUCUGUUGGUAUUAAAUGUAUGUUCAGUUGCAGACAAAAUUCUCUGAACACUUAGCAGGUACAUUAAUUGGUUUAUAUCAUACACUAUGUUGGAACCACAAUAAGAAAAAACAUAGAAUUUUAAUCACCCUCACCUAAUGAUCCCCAAAUACUAAUAUAUCAACUGCUGAGCUUCCAGGAAAUUUGACCUCAACUUUACAUUCACUGUGUUAUAUAUAUCAUCACUUGGUCAUUCAUUAUAAACAUAACGUAUAGCCAUUAGGCAACCCCAUACCCCUGAUAGGUAACGAUUGUGUAAGUGUAUGUUUUGUAAUAACUGAGCAUUGGUUACCUGUGGCAGCAACAUCUGCUAGAAUACGUACAGGUAUAGGCAUUCUUUAUGUCUUCCUUGUGUUUAAGUCACUGCAUUAGUAAAUAUAAUGUAAAUUCUUGUCAUACAUAAAAAUAAAACACAUUUUUUCCACCAGGUCACCUAUGUAACUUAAAAUAUAGAUGUAUUAUAAUAGGUAUAAUUUGUACCAUACUAAAUACACAUACAUGCAUCUGCUAGUCACUGUCCACUGUUCAUGUAGUUGAAAAGAAUUGAAAAGAUUUUUUUUUUAUAGAGUUCAUUUAGGUAUAUUCUGCAGCUCAUAUUUGAGUUGUGUGUUAUCUGUAUGUUGCAUAAAACUAUUGAACACCAA
This is a messenger RNA of Homarus americanus (American lobster), 4186 nucleotides long. Its product is annotated as secreted frizzled-related protein 5-like. Gene Ontology annotation, molecular function: Wnt-protein binding. Gene Ontology annotation, biological process: negative regulation of canonical Wnt signaling pathway; canonical Wnt signaling pathway; non-canonical Wnt signaling pathway. The transcript has 5 exons. The record is from RefSeq and is a predicted model, not a curated record. The coding region runs from base 11 to 1324 and encodes 437 amino acids. Lineage: Eukaryota; Metazoa; Arthropoda; Malacostraca; Decapoda; Nephropidae.